Messenger RNA from Lodderomyces pseudojiufengensis, 1422 nucleotides. RefSeq lists its product as uncharacterized. Gene Ontology annotation, cellular component: cytosol. Gene Ontology annotation, biological process: protein import into peroxisome matrix. Lineage: Eukaryota; Fungi; Ascomycota; Pichiomycetes; Serinales; Debaryomycetaceae. The transcript has a single exon. The record is from RefSeq and is a predicted model, not a curated record. Bases 1 to 1422 code for a protein of 473 amino acids.
AUGGUCGUAGAUACAACUUAUUAUGAGAUUUUACAAGUAGAAGUCACUGCCAAUGAGCAAGAGUUAAGAAAAGCAUAUAGAAAACAAGCUAUAAAAUUACAUCCGGAUAAAAAUGGGAAUGAUCCAUUAGCUUCUGAAAAAUUUCAAGAAUUAGGUGAAGCAUAUGGAAUAUUAUCAAAUAAUGAAACUAGAAAAAUAUAUGAUGAAUUAGGAAUAGAAGGAAUGAAAAAACAACAAGAACAAGGAGGUGUGGGAGCUGAUAUUGAUCCAAGUGAAUUUUUUGAAGUUAUAUUUGGUGGAGUUGCAUUUAAAGAUUGGAUAGGAGAAUUAGGAAUGUUUGAUGAUAUUACUAAAUCUGCUGAAGUUAUGGGUAUGGAUGAAGAAAAUGAAGAAACUGUUGGAUCAAUUGAUGGUGAAACUUUAAAUUCUGAAAAUGGUGGAAAAAAUAGUGUGAAUACAACAUCAACAGGUACUUACAAUAGUACUACUAGUUCAAAUAAUACUACAACUUCAUCAAGUAAAGGUAAAGAAGAUAUUACUUCAAACUUAGAUUCUCUAACAAUUGCAGAAAAAAACAAUUCUCCAACAACAACAUCAACAUCAAAACAUAAUUUAACAACAGAAGAACUUAAAAGAAAAAGAAAACAAAAAAUAACUAAAGAACAAAGAGAUGAAAUUAUAAGAAUACAAGAAGAAAGUAGGAGAAAAAAGAAAGAAAGAAUUAAUGAAUUAAGUAAAAAAUUAAUGGAAAGAAUUGAAAAAUAUAGAUCUUCAUCAUUAAAUCCAGAAACUUUUAAAAAAUUUACAACUCAACUUCAUGAUGAAUUUGAUGAUAUGAAAAUUGAAAGUUUUGGUAUACAAUUAUUACAAUUAAUUGGAAAAAUAUAUAUAAGUCAAGCAAAUGCAACAAUAGCAUCACAAAAGACAUUUGGCGUAAGUAAAAUAUUCACAAGUGUUAAAUCAUCAACAGAAACUGUCAAAAAUGGUUAUAGUAUAUUAAAAACUGCAUUAGAUGCUCAAGAUUAUAUGGAAAAGGUAAUGAAAGAACAAGAAGAAUUUCAAUUAAAACAAGAUUUAGGUUAUACUCCAACUCAAGAAGAAAUUGCAAAACAAGCAGAAAUUGAAAGAUUUGUAACUGGGAAAUUUUUAGCAACUGCUUGGUCAUUAAUUAAAUUUGAAAUAACUGGAAUAUUAAAUAAAGUAUGUCAACAAAUUUUACUGGAAAAAGGAAUUGGUAAAAAGGAAAAAAUAGCAAGAGCUAAUGCUAUAUUAUUUUUUGGUAAAGAAAUGAUUUCUGUUAAAAGAUCACCUGAAGAAGAAGAGGAUGCAAGAAUUUUUGAAGAAAUGAUGGGUGAUGCUAAAAUGAAAAAAGAAAAACGUAAACAUAAACAUAGUAGUGGUGGUAGAAAUGAAGAACAUUAG